Messenger RNA from Puccinia graminis f. sp. tritici CRL 75-36-700-3, 2576 nucleotides. RefSeq names its product CAMK/CAMKL/PASK protein kinase. Gene Ontology annotation, cellular component: cytosol; cytoplasm; nucleus. Gene Ontology annotation, biological process: intracellular signal transduction; protein phosphorylation; negative regulation of glycogen biosynthetic process. The transcript is spliced from 3 exons. The coding region runs from base 78 to 2576 and encodes 832 amino acids. Lineage: Eukaryota; Fungi; Basidiomycota; Pucciniomycetes; Pucciniales; Pucciniaceae. The record is from RefSeq and is a predicted model, not a curated record. Gene Ontology annotation, molecular function: ATP binding; protein serine/threonine kinase activity.
AUCACCAAUACCCUUUCUUCCCCCUCAUCUGCAAGAAACUUGGUUCUUCUUCAAAAUCAAAAAUCAAAAAACAAGAGAUGAACCACCAUCAGCAGCAGCAGCAGCCUACUACUACUACUACCAGCCGAACACUCCGAAUACCCUCACUCACCACCACUCGACCCAUCUCACUCAACACCACCAACAACACCCUCACCAUCAUCCCCCCAUCAUUCAACUCAUUCAACAAUGGACACUCCAUCGCCACACUCAUCAGAGAGAAACGAAGACAACAACAACAACAACAAGCUCAAACUAACUCAUCUACUACAUCAUCACCCAUCGACCGAAACAGCAAUAUCCCACUUCCCUCAUCAUCACAAGAGAGAAGACCCAGGAGUAGGCGACAGACGAGGAUCGGACCACUAGCCGACCUACACAUGACCAGCAGAUUCGACACCCUCACCCCACUCUCACUCACCACCACCACAACAGCAACAACAACAUCCACACUAACAUCCUCAUCUUCACCAGCAUCGCCAUCAGCAUCUGACCAAACUCACUCCAGGCAUAAUCCACCCAGCUUCAUCAAUCUGUUCACAAACCAAUGUCAUCCACUAGAACCUUCAGAUCCAAGACUAGCCGAAGUGGUCAUGACCCCUACAACAGAAGAAUGGUGGGCUUUCGGUGGCCUCCCUCAUAAGAGUCGCAAAAAAACUAGCUUGGAUAACACGAUCAGCGCUACGUCGAUGACCCCAACUCAAACUAAGAAUAGAGGACGAGAAGAUGAGGAAGAUGAUGAAGAGGAAGACGAAGAAGAUGACCAAGCCGACGACGACUCUGAUCACACCGGUGCUAGUAGCAAUGACUCUGACCGAUCCCCAAGCUCAUUCAAUCACCAUCACAGUCCCCAACUAGAGUCCUCAUCCUCAAUCACCACACCCGAUAAUAAUCUCGAAACUUCUAACCAUCAUCAUCAUCCCAAACAGCAACAACAGCACUCCUCAUCUCCAACUCCUUCUAUUAACCGAAUCACACCCUUGAAUAUCUGUCCGGACAUCACACCCUCCUCUACCCCUAAUUCCCCCAAGAAUCUCAUCUCUCCACUCUCCUCACCACUCGAGUUCUCCGCCGGUUUGAUCUCCACCGAGGCUGAGCCCACCCUUCCCCUACCCACCCUAACCUCAGUCAAUGGGAUUAUCAACGUCCCCUCCAGCCCGGUCGCUGAGACCUCACUGUCUCACAAACCCGAAUCUCAUCACUUCUUCCCCACCCUGACUGCCAUGUCAUCCUACUCCGUCGGUUCACCCUCCGAGCCUUCCACCGAACCUCUCACUUCCACCGCCCUUCUCUCAUCACUUCUUGACAAGGCUCCCCCAUCAACCUCCUCUCGACCCUGCUCACUGGCUCACGAUGGAAUCGUUCGAAAGACCAUCGACCCUCGCUCUUAUUCGGCCUUGACUGCUCAUCGUAACCUGGACUCGUUUGUCAUCCAUUCCUCCGCUGGCUCGGGUGCAUAUGGGAUCGUCAAACAUGCACAAGAGAAAGGAGCGGAUGGACAGCCCGUCGGACCGCCCCUGGUGAUCAAAUACAUCAUCAAACAACGCAUCCUGGCCGACUGUUGGAAGCGUCAUAAAGUCUUAGGCCCGGUCCCCAUCGAAAUUCACGUCUUGGAUCAUAUCAGGAGAGUCAACUAUCGUCCAUCCAUCAUAGCCAUGGCCACCCAAUACAUGGAAGCCAGGAAGUCAAAGGGCGAGAAGGCCUCGGUCGAAACGAUCCCCAAUCGGGCCGAUCUCAUCCAACUUUGUGCCAAGGAGACCACUCUUGCUCCAUCACAAACUCAGCAACGCACCGGACAUCCCAACAUCUGUGGAAUCCUCGACUACUUUGAAGAUUCGGAUUACUACUAUCUGGUCAUGCCUCGAUUUGGGGAUGGGAAAGACUUGUUCGAGCAUAUCGAGCUCUCGCCCGAUGGAUUACCCACCGAUGAGGCCCGGAGGAUCUUUGGCCAGAUCGUCGAUGGCGUCGCUUUCUUGCACGAGCGUAAUAUCGUCCAUCGUGAUCUGAAGGAUGAGAAUGUGAUACUCGAUCGGAAUGGGAAUGCUCAACUGAUCGAUUUCGGAAGUGCUGCUUAUGUCAGGGAGGGUAGCAAAUUCGAGACGUUUUCGGGUACACUAGAUUUUGCAGCUCCCGAGGUCCUUAAAGGAGUCCCACACGGAGGAAAAGAAAUCGAUGUGUGGGCAUUAGGGGUGAUUUUAUUUGUGCUGAUCACCGGAGAAUGUCCGUUUUGGAACCCAGAAGAAGCCGCCCAGGGGAUCGGAGAAGGAAGUCGAGCGCGGACGAAGUUAGAAAGCCAUCUGUCGAAGAAACGUCACGCCAAGGCUGGCGAUGAUGAUCUUGAAAGCCGAAGUGAGGAUGAUGAUGAUGAGAAUGGAUCGGUAUUAGAUCUGUUGAAGCAUUGUUUGCAUCUCGAGGCCCAGGCCAGACCCUCUGUUGAGCACAUCUGUUGGCACAAGUUCUUUCUUCCCUCUGCUGGCUGGUCUGGCCCCUCGAUCCCCUCGAUCGCGGAGCCUUCCCUCCCCCCUCCCGUCGUCUGA